Messenger RNA from Strongylocentrotus purpuratus (purple sea urchin), 1089 nucleotides. Its product is annotated as glycoprotein 3-alpha-L-fucosyltransferase A-like. Bases 1 to 1089 code for a protein of 362 amino acids. Gene Ontology annotation, molecular function: alpha-(1->3)-fucosyltransferase activity. Lineage: Eukaryota; Metazoa; Echinodermata; Echinoidea; Camarodonta; Strongylocentrotidae. The transcript has a single exon. Gene Ontology annotation, cellular component: membrane. The record is from RefSeq and is a predicted model, not a curated record.
AUGGGGCCUUUUCAUGCAUGGCGUGAAUAUGUGGAUCUAGAACAGGCUUUUAAAGAGGCGAAGGAAGUGAAUAGUUCGCACUACGAUAGCAGGAUUGUUCAGCAACGAGAUUUCCCGACAAUGUUUAUCGAGUGUCCCGAAUACCGAUGUGACGUGGCCCUGUCACCGACUACGGAUGAGCAUUUCCUGGCGGAGAGCGAUGCUGUCCUGCUCAACUUUGCGCCUCAGGUGCUCCGGUAUAAGAUGCCCAAACUCUCAGAGCGACUCAUCAAGAAUCUUCCACGACGAGUCAAGAUCUUCUUCUACGCCAUGGAGAGUCCGCUAAUGAUGACUCACUGGGACUACACGAUAAAAGACAUCCAGUAUCACUACACGAUGACUUAUCAGUCCGAAAGCGAUGUCUAUUUCCCGUACGGUCAGUACGUUCCCGGAAAACCGAUGGACACCGAGGUAAUCAACUACGCGGAGAACAAGACAGGUCUUUUGGUCUGGACGGCCAGCAAUUGCAACAACACAUUUUGGCCGCGGUUAGGUUGGGUGCGGAACCUGGAGAAGCUCCUGGAUUUCGAUACCUACGGUAAAUGCGGCAAGCUGACAUGCCUCCCGCCGUUGUCCCCAAUCUGUACCAAGCAACAAAGAGUGUACAAGUUCAACCUCGCGCUCGAAAAUGCUCCUUGUGAUGAGUAUGUCAGCGAGAAGGUCUGGACAAACAGUCUCAUGAGCGGUCUUGUACCCGUAGUCUACGGUGGCAGACGCGAAGCUUACGAGCGCGUCCUUCCUCCGAAUUCUUUCGUCCACGUCAGCGACUUUGCCUCUCAGCAGGAGCUCGUUGACUACCUUAAGAUGAUCGAUAAGAACGAUAACCUGUACAACGAGUUCUUCGCCUGGCGGAGAGAGGGUCGGGUGGAGCAGGUCUAUCCAGAUCUGUACCCGGAAUCUUUCUGUCGGGUGCUUCCGAAGCUGUCAAAGUACAGCUCACCUCCGGUCAAGAGAAUUGGAGAUUCCAAAUACUUUCAAUCGUGCCGAGGAGAUAUCAAUGGAAACUUCACCGAACAAGGAGAUAUUCAUAAUUGGAGCCCUUGGAGAUAG